AAUUUGGAAAAGUCAUUUUGCUCUGCUCAUCCCAGUGUCAAGAUAUCCGUUGCACAAAAUGAAGACUUUGUAUCAGCUCACCUUGGAAGCAGUCCCUAACAAGGGUUUAAUGGCCGAUACAUUUCUCGUGCCUGGUCAUCCGAUCACCAAAGAACUUAAAGCCCAGCAGUACAUCGAAGACAGAAAUAAGUAUAGAGAACAACACCGCAUCAAUUUCAGGUUUGUCUACGCAGAUUUGUUUUAUCCAAGCCUUCUCUUCAAACUCAAACUUUUACCCGAGCGAUGUUACGUUUUUAAAUCGAUUGUGGAAACAAAUCCACGAUUUACUUUAGUUCAUGUUCCGUUUUAGGCCUAUUCUGAAAUCCCUGUUUUGGAUUAGAGAUUGCACAUGGUUAAGUGUGAAGACCAAAUGUUGUAUGAUUGAACUGUAAAAACGUGUUUUUAAACGCGCUUGUUGAUGUUUUAUUUUAAAAAUUGUUUGAAUCAGUUGAAACAGCGAAGAUGGGCCAUGUAUUGUCAUAAAACAGAAUGGAUUCCCGUGAAUGCAAAGAUUCCUAUGUGUUCCCAAUGUAAAAGAAUUAGGAAAACGCAGUUAACAUUAGACGGUUUACGUUUGCAAAGGCAAAAGAAAUUUGUUGAUAAAAAUGAAGAGGCUCGUUUAAUUCGCCGUUUUUACUAUACGCCAAUUCGUAGACACUUAGAAUUUAUGUACGGUUUGGUUUCUCUUUAGCAAAUGUUUGCGACAAAUCAAGAAGUGUCAUUUUUGUAGAUCGGCCCAAUGGCUUUCGUUUCAAGAAGGAGUCUGUUCACAUUGUCUCAGAAUUGGAGUUGAUUGUUUGACUGUGACGGGUCAAAUGAGAUAUGACCGUUACAAAAGAGUUAAUUUUGAAAUGGAACGGCACAAAAU
This is a messenger RNA of Porites lobata, 907 nucleotides long. The record is from the annotation of a GenBank genome assembly. Lineage: Eukaryota; Metazoa; Cnidaria; Anthozoa; Scleractinia; Poritidae.